Messenger RNA from Marchantia polymorpha subsp. ruderalis, 1207 nucleotides. NCBI's taxonomy places the organism in Eukaryota, Viridiplantae, Streptophyta, Marchantiopsida, Marchantiales, Marchantiaceae. The record is from the annotation of a GenBank genome assembly.
AUGCGCGACAAAUGGGUAAACGCGGGCCGCAACGAGCGUGGCCGCAACGAGCGUUGCUGCUUGUUGCGGUUACACUCUGCUGCUGCUGCUGCAGCAGAACUGUUGUCAAACUAUUAGAUGCUCCUGAUCAAAAAGUUGCAAAAAGUUGGCAAAAGGCCGCCUUGGGCAGCAAAGCCCAACGCUGCCCGCAAAGUGGGCAGAGAAUCGGAAGUUACAGUACCUGAUGUUCAAUCGCCCCAAUAUGUCAAGACGAGAUAAUCCGCACAACUGGAAGGCAUGUUUCGUCAUUUUCGCAUGCGAGGUGGCAGAGACAGUAGCGUACUACGCCAUAUCUUCCACUCUCAAAGUCUACCUUACGACGGUCCAGCACGAGACCGUGGCCGAGGCAGCCAGAAACUACAACAACUGGGCAGGAACGACGAUUAUUACUCCCGUUGUUGGAGCAUUUAUUGCGGAUGCAUUCUUGGGUCGUUAUUGGACCAUCCUCUGGUCCAUGGUAAUAUAUUUCCUGGCAUUGGUUUGUGUCACGGUCUCCUUGUCCUUCGAGCCAUUCAAACCUCCGACGUGUGAUCAUCAUCUCCUCACCACCAUGUGCGACAAGCCUAGUGUGCCCCAAAGAGUCUUCUUCUAUGGUUCAUUGUACUUGAUGGCCUUAGGAGCGGGAGGAAUCAAGGCAUGUGUGACGGAAUUCUCUGCAGACCAAUUCGACGGCACUGAUCCUGGGCAGAAGCAUGAGAGGGUGUCUUUCAUGAUCUGGUCUUGGUUCAGUCUGAGCGUCGAGCGUAUCAUGGUCUCGGUGGCCUUCUUCCCUUGGGUGCAGGAACAGUAUGGGUGGGUAUGGGUCGGAGCAAUUCCAGCCGGAAUCGUUGGAUUUGUAACUCUGAGUUUCCUUCUCGCUCAUCCUCUGUACUACCAUCAAACCCCCUCUGGAAGUGCUUUCACAAGAGUUCUCCAGGUUCUCGUGGCUGCUUUCAGGAGGAGAUUCUUGGAACUGCAACCUGAUCUUCACGAGCUCUUUGACCUGAGCCCGUAUCAUUCAGAAAUUUCCAUAUGUGGUGUUGCUUGACAGAGGUUGUUAUUCAAAGUUCGGAAAGAUGGAUACGUGGCUGAAGACUGAUGAAAAAUUUCUCAUCCAAUCUAACAAUUUUGAGACAUCUAGGCUCGAAGGGACACAUCAGCUACGAAUUCAAUAUGAAGAGCUUUGCGU